Dermatophagoides pteronyssinus (European house dust mite) is the source of this 1498-nucleotide messenger RNA. RefSeq names its product PAICS bifunctional enzyme (gene Paics). Gene Ontology annotation, cellular component: cytosol. Gene Ontology annotation, biological process: 'de novo' IMP biosynthetic process. Gene Ontology annotation, molecular function: phosphoribosylaminoimidazolesuccinocarboxamide synthase activity. The record is from RefSeq and is a predicted model, not a curated record. Lineage: Eukaryota; Metazoa; Arthropoda; Arachnida; Sarcoptiformes; Pyroglyphidae.
CAAUUUUUCUUCGUCCAAUUUUUUACAAGAAUUUUUCUUUUUGCAAACAAACAAAAUGGAAAUUAACAAAUCUAAUCUUGGCGAUCUUUUGAUCGAAGGUAAAACAAAACAAGUUUAUUCAUUUAAAUCAACAACGGAUGAAAAACAUCAUAAUCAUGUUUAUGUAUUGAGCAAGGAUCGUAUAACUGCAGGCGAUGGUGUUAAAUCACAUCAAUUAAUUGGUAAAUCAAUACUUUCUACACAAACAAAUUGUGCUAUAUUUGAAUAUUUAAAUGCUAUUGGUAUACGAACACAUUUUGUCGGAAGAGUUUCAGAAUCAAAUCCCGAUUCAAAACGUUCAUUCGUUGCUAAACGUUGUUCAAUGAUACCGAUUGAAUGGGUUUGUCGUCGUAUUGCAACUGGUUCAUUUUUAAAACGUCAUCCACAUGUACCAGAAGGUUAUCGUUUUGCACCAUUAAAAUUGGAAACAUUUUUCAAAGAUGAUGCUAAUCAUGAUCCAUUUUGGUCGGAAGAAACUCUUAUUGGUGCUAAAUUAAAUAUUGGUGGUAUGAUUAUUACUGCUGAACAUGUACAAGAAAUGUAUCGUAUUACUAAAUUAGUUUUUGAAGUUCUUGAACGUGCCUGGCAAACAGUAAAUCAUUCAUUGAUUGAUAUGAAAAUUGAAUUCGGUGUUUAUGAAGAAAAUGGUAUCAAACAAAUAAUUGUUGCCGAUGUUAUUGAUAAUGAUUCAUGGCGUUUAUGGCCAAAUGGUGAAAAACGUUUAAUGUUAGAUAAACAAGUUUAUCGUAAUAUGGAUAAUUCGAAAAUUGAUGAUGAGGCAUUGAAUUUGGUAAAGGCAAAUUUUGAAAUAGUAGCUGAACGUACACAAAAAUUAUUCAAUUCAUUGAUACCAGUCAGACCUGAUAUGUCAAAAAUUGAAGGUGUUAUUGCACCAACAGUUGCUAUUGUUGUUGGUUCACCAUCCGAUAAAGAAUAUGCAUUAAAAAUUAAAGAUACCCUUAUUAAUCGUUAUAAAAUCUAUGUUGUUGAUAUUCAUGUAUCAUCAGCACAUAAAUCAACCGAGAAAACAUUAGAAUUAGCUGCACAAAUUCAACAAUGGCCAUCAUGUAAAAUUGUUGUUGCUGUUGCCGGUAUGAGUAAUGGUCUUGGACCAGUAUUGGCCGGUAAUCUUUCAAUACCGGUAAUUAGUACACCACCAACAACCGAUGUAUCAAUAUUACAAACAGAUAUUUGGUCAUCAUUACGUAUACCAUCCGGUAUGAGUACUGCAACAGUAAUUGGUGCUGAUAAUGUUGCUAUAAUGUGUGCACAAAUUAUCGGUACAAGUAAUGCAUUUGUUUGGUCUACGAUUCGUACAUAUCAAACAUAUCAAAUUGUUCGAUUGAUUCAUUCAAGAAUCUAAAUUUUUCAGGAAAAAAAUCGAUUGAAAUUCUUUCCAAACUUUUGUCUUCCCCCAUCCAAAUGACUGAUAAAUAAAACCAAAACCAAAACCAAAAAA